Molecule: messenger RNA, 822 nt
Organism: Lotus japonicus
Lineage: Eukaryota; Viridiplantae; Streptophyta; Magnoliopsida; Fabales; Fabaceae
Product: NADPH:quinone oxidoreductase-like
Exons: 3
Coding region: 88-657 (189 amino acids)
Cellular component (GO): cytosol
Molecular function (GO): FMN binding; oxidoreductase activity
Source: RefSeq, a predicted model, not a curated record
AUAUAUAUUGAGAAUUCUCGCCCAUGUUUCAGACAAUUAACAUCUCCCUUCUCAUCUCAUUCACUCACAAUUCCAUUGCCAAACCAAAUGGUGAUUAAGGUGGUUGCACUCUCUGGUUCCCUUCGAAAAGGCUCUUACAACAAAGGCCUCAUCCGUUCAGCUAUUGAGCUAAGCAAAGGUGGAGUUGAAGGUAUUGAAAUUGAGUAUGUUGACAUUUCUCCCCUGCCGUUGUUGAACACUGAUCUUGAGCAAGAAGGGACUUUUCCAGCUGAAAUUGAAGCCUUUCGUCAAAAGAUUCUUGGAGCUGAUAGCAUUCUCUUUGCUUCCCCUGAGUAUAACUUUUCUGUUGCAGCUCCACUAAAGAAUGCACUUGACUGGGCAUCUAGACCACCAAAUGUUUGGGCUGGAAAACCUGCUGCCAUUGUAAGUGCUGGAGGAGGCUUCGGUGGAGGACUAGCACAGUUUCAUCUCCGCCAAGUUGGAGUUUUCCUUGAUCUUCAUUUCAUCAAUAAACCUAUGUUCACCCUGAACGCGUUCCAGCCUCCAGCAAAGUUCAACAGUGAUGGUGACUUGAUUGAUGAGGGUACCAAGGAAAAGUUGAAGGCAGUGCUUGUGUCCUUAAAGGCAUUCACCCUGCAACUUCAAGGAAAUAAUUGAAUUAUAUUGAAACCACUCUGGUUCCCCAGAAAUGGUUUUACUAAUAAGCUUUGGAUUUCUCUUCAUUUCUUUUAGUAGUUAAUAAUAUCUUGUGCGGGAUUCGCCAUGUGAGCAUGACAUUAAGGGUGAUAUGCAAUUACAGAUGCAUUUGUUCUUUACUUACAA